Desarmillaria tabescens is the source of this 1374-nucleotide messenger RNA. RefSeq names its product ABC-type Fe3+ transport system. The transcript is spliced from 7 exons. The coding region runs from base 1 to 1374 and encodes 457 amino acids. The record is from RefSeq and is a predicted model, not a curated record. Gene Ontology annotation, molecular function: thiamine pyrophosphate binding; thiamine binding. Gene Ontology annotation, biological process: thiamine transport. NCBI's taxonomy places the organism in Eukaryota, Fungi, Basidiomycota, Agaricomycetes, Agaricales, Physalacriaceae. Gene Ontology annotation, cellular component: outer membrane-bounded periplasmic space.
AUGCGUUUCCGUCCCCUUCUCCUCACUACAACGUUGGUGUCCUUCUCCGUCGCGUCCGCUGCAACCGUCAAGACUCGCUGUCCUGAUUAUGGUCAUGGUCAUAGUCUGAAAGCCGAGUCACGUAGCUUGGAUGAGCUGUACGAGCUUGCCAUAGCUGAAGGAGGCCAAUUGAUCGUAAAGGCCGGCGGAGACGAGGCAUAUCAACAGAACUCUACUAUCUCAGCGUUCCAGCAAAGGUUCCCAAAGAUGAACAUUUCGAUAACCGUUGAUUUGUCGAAGUAUCACGACGGCGUCAUCGACCGCUCUCUGAAUCAGACCGGAAAGGCAGGUACUGACGUCGCCCAUCUGCAAACCCUCCACGAUUUCAUCCGGUGGAAAGAUGAAGGUCACCUCCUCCCAUAUAAACCUGCCGGGUGGGAUCAGAUUCCGGACGACAUUAAGGACGCAGAUGGCGCCUACUACGUACCCAUCGCCUACAUUUUGUUCUCCAAUAACUUCGCCACUGCUAAAACCAACAUCUCAGAGGCACCCACGGAAUUCCUUGACUACCUCGACUGCAAAUGGAAGGGGAAAAUUGUGUCAACAUACCCCAAUGACAACGACGCGGUUCUUUUUCAAUUCUACAAAAUUGUGCAAGCGCAUGGUUGGGACGCUAUCUACAGAUUCAUUGCUCAGGACAUUCGCUGGGUCCGCGGAACUGCCACUCCCAGGGCGAUUCUCCUCUCUGGCUCGGAGCAUGCUGUCACAUUCUCUACAGGCUCUGGUUUCAGCAACGGAAGCUCUGGAGUUUAUCAGCAGUUUCCCGAAAGCGAUUUCAGCCUGGUGAGCAUAUGGUCCCAAAGGGCAGCAAUAUUCCGGACAGCAGAACACCCUAAUGCUGCAAAACUCUACCUCAAUUGGCUCCUCUCGGAGGAACAUCAAUCGUCAUCGGGAGGAUGGAGCGUGCGCAACGAUAUCGGGCAACAGGCCGGGCUGAAGCCUUUGUCGGAAUAUGGGGGGUCGUUGGAACCAGCUGCCUUUGAGAAAUUCAUGGUAGAUCGGGAUUUGGUGGAACGAUAUCGUCUGCAGUUCGAGCAGUUGAUUGGUACUGCACAAGGCGUAGUCAACAAGGGUCGGAAGUUCGUACUCUCCGGCAGUAGUAUUGAGCGGAAGAUCCAGGCAAAACUAUUGAGUUUCGUUGGAUAUAUGCUGUGUAGCGAGAAAAUACGAUGGUGGUUGGAUGGCAAGCCGGGACUCCGGGACGAUGAGCCGUUGCACGUGCUCAGACAAAUCCCGAAGACCUGUUCGAAUAGAUUCGAAUUUCGAACGCCGUGGCCUGUGGGCGCCAAUCUGCCAGGUUCUCUACCAGUUCGGGUGCACACAGCUUCUAUGUAA